CUAGAAGAAGCCAUUCUGGAGCUGCAGCAAAUGCCACAGCUAUGAAGAAGAGUCAAGGAAGCUCCUCCUCCUCCGCUUCCUCCUCCUCGUCCAACAAGAGGGUUGCUACACCAGCUAGUGCUAGAAACGCUGGCGAAGAAGCAAAGUCCUCUGCGAAGACAGGAGAUCAGACUAAGAAAAACGACCAGUCUCUGUCACCUCUAGUAGAAAAGCAAGAUGAUGAUGACGACGCUAUGGGCCAGGAUGGUGGACCACACGGAAAGAGCGACAUAGGUGAUGCUGAAUUGCGGCAAAAAGAGAACAAUACUAGUUCUAGUACCACUUCUACAACAUCAGCCAUGAAAAAGAUAGGAAC
Messenger RNA from Amoebophrya sp. A25, 355 nucleotides. The record is from the annotation of a GenBank genome assembly. Lineage: Eukaryota; Dinophyceae; Syndiniales; Amoebophryaceae.